Molecule: messenger RNA, 759 nt
Organism: Dufourea novaeangliae
Lineage: Eukaryota; Metazoa; Arthropoda; Insecta; Hymenoptera; Halictidae
Product: putative peptidyl-prolyl cis-trans isomerase dodo
Exons: 4
Coding region: 190-678 (162 amino acids)
Cellular component (GO): cytosol; nucleus
Molecular function (GO): peptidyl-prolyl cis-trans isomerase activity; protein binding
Source: RefSeq, a predicted model, not a curated record
AUUCUUUUGAUUGAAGUUUGUGAUAUUUAAUGUUUGACAAAUUUCCCGCUAAAACGAUCCAGUGACUUUAUUAACGUUGAUUAAUCUCAGAGCACUCCGAUUUAGUAGAUAACUAGAUUCAGUGAAAACUACUGAAAACGUGUUCGCUGUUUUUGACGUGAGUCAAGUGUAGAAAAAUAUUGGACAACAAUGGCGGACGAGGAACUACCAGCGGGUUGGGAAAAACGCUUGAGCAGGUCUACCGGGCAGCAUUAUUAUUUAAAUAUUUAUACUAAGGAAAGUCAAUGGGAUAGGCCAGACAAACCUGCAGAUCCAUCUGGCAGUAGCAAAGGAGAUGGCCCAGAAGAAGUUCAGUGCUCUCAUUUAUUGGUAAAACAUUCAGGUUCACGCAGGCCAUCUUCUUGGCGAGAAGAAAACAUCACACGAACAAAAGAAGAAGCACUAGAGCUUAUUAAGUCUUACAGAGAACAAAUUGUAUCUGGGAAAGCAACAUUUGCCGAGUUAGCUUCAAAGUAUAGCGAUUGUAGUUCAGCCAAACGAGGUGGGGACUUGGGACCGUUUAGUCGAGGGGCUAUGCAAAAGCCUUUUGAGCAAGCAGCAUUUGCCCUAAAAGUUGGCGAAUUGUCAUCUCCUGUGCAUACGGACAGUGGUAUUCAUAUUAUCCAGCGAACAGCAUAAAGAAGAUUAACCUCGAAUAAAGUAUUGAACCCUUCUGAAAACAGUUCCCACAGUUUUGCUGAUAAUAUGUGUUUGAAAAAA